AUGUCGACAUACACAGGCCCUCGAAGAGCGACAGCUCUUCUCGCCUGGGCUGACCGCGUACGGCGCCCCGUUAUUUCAGAGGUUAGUACUGCGACGUUAGAGGAUUUCAAAAAGGUAGAUGAGACAGUCUUUAUCGCCUACCUUAGCAUAGACGAUGAGGCAUCCAAGGCUGCUUUCGCCGAUGUGGCGGGUCGGUACCACGAAGAAUUCACGUUUGGAGUGGCUACCGAUGACGAUGCUCUGGAGGCAGAGAGGGUGGCUGCGCCGGCCGUUAAGUGUUAUAAGCCACUCGACGAGGACACACAUGACUUCAACAACCCUUUAGAUACUGCCGCACUAGAGGCGUUCGUAAAGGAGGCCUCGCGACCAGUCAUAGGAGAGCUUCUACCACAUAACCACCAGCGGUUCCUCGACCGUGGAUGGUCAAUGGUCUACGUUUUUGCUGCUACGGAGGCAGAGCGUGCUGGGAUACGAAAAGACUUAAACAAGAUGGCUCGUGGGAACUAUAAGAGCCUAACCAUGGUCACCGUCGAUCCCCUCGAGUUCCCCGAUCUACCUGCAAAGCUCGGUCUUGAUCCAAAUGUGCUCCCGGCCGGUGCAGUCCAUCAGCUUUCGAAGGAUAGGAUCUAUCCUUACCCCAAGGGCAAGGGGUGGACCUCGAGUGAGGUUCAAGGCUGGGGUCUAGAUGUCUGGCAAGGACGUAUCAAGCCCUGGACGCCACCCGGCGUGACGACUACAUACGAUGACCUGGGUGGGCGGAUCAAAGCUACGCAAAGGAUAUCCAUGAGAAAUAUACCAGGUGUCAAAAUCAAGGUGGCGGGUCGCGAUGAGCUCUAA
Messenger RNA from Daldinia childiae, 837 nucleotides. Its product is annotated as Protein disulfide-isomerase. NCBI's taxonomy places the organism in Eukaryota, Fungi, Ascomycota, Sordariomycetes, Xylariales, Hypoxylaceae. The record is from RefSeq and is a predicted model, not a curated record. The transcript has 3 exons. The coding region runs from base 1 to 837 and encodes 278 amino acids.